GCUGCUUAGAUUGAAAUGCAGAACUCAAGCCUCUUUCAUCGGGGCACAGACUUCCUUUUACUCCUUCCUUUUGCACUCUCGCCGCCUCCUCCCGGGGAGAAGCGGAGGCACCAGCGGCCCGGGGGAGCGACACACCGGGCCACUGAGGCCACGCGAAAAGUUUCUUUCUGGGAGUGCGGAACUGGGGCCCGGCUGGUGUACUGCUCGGAGCAAUGGAGCCAGCCUUCGGGGAGGUGAACCAGCUGGGAGGAGUAUUCGUGAACGGGAGGCCGCUGCCCAACGCCAUCCGGCUUCGCAUAGUGGAGCUGGCCCAACUGGGCAUCCGACCGUGUGACAUCAGCCGCCAGCUACGGGUCUCGCACGGCUGCGUCAGCAAGAUCCUGGCGCGCUACAAUGAGACAGGCUCGAUCUUGCCAGGGGCCAUUGGGGGCAGCAAGCCUCGGGUCACAACCCCCACUGUGGUUAAGCACAUCCGGACCUACAAGCAGAGGGACCCCGGCAUCUUCGCCUGGGAGAUACGGGACCGCCUACUGGCGGACGGCGUGUGUGACAAGUACAACGUGCCCUCGGUGAGCUCUAUCAGCCGCAUCCUGCGCAACAAGAUCGGCAAUUUGGCCCAACAGGGCCAUUACGACUCAUACAAGCAGCACCAGCCGGCGCCGCAGCCGGCGCUGCCCUAUAACCACAUCUACUCGUACCCCAGCCCCAUCACAGCGGCCGCGGCUAAGGUGCCCACGCCGCCCGGCGUGCCCGCCAUCCCCGGCUCAGUGGCCAUGCCGCGCACCUGGCCCUCCUCCCACUCCGUCACCGACAUCCUGGGCAUUCGCUCCAUCACCGACCAAGGAGUGAGCGACAGCUCCCCCUACCACAGCCCCAAGGUGGAGGAGUGGAGCAGCCUGGGCCGCAGCAACUUCCCCGCCGCCGCCCCGCACGCGGUGAACGGGCUGGAGAAGGGGGCCUUGGAGCAGGAAGCCAAGUACGCUCAGGCACCAAAUGGUCUCCCAGCUGUAAGCAGUUUUGUGUCAGCAUCCAGCAUGGCUCCUUAUCCUACCCCAGCCCAAGUGUCGCCUUACAUGACCUACAGCGCUGCUCCUUCUGGUUAUGUUGCUGGACACGGGUGGCAACAUGCCAGUGGCACCCCACUUUCUCCCCACAACUGUGACAUUCCCGCGUCGCUGGCGUUCAAGGGAAUGCAGGCAGCCCGAGAAGGUAGCCACUCUGUCACGGCUUCUGCACUCUGAUGGGAGAUUACGUCUGCCGCAGCUUCACCCGAGUCCCCCCGCCCCAUCUCGGCACACGCUCCCCUUCUUCCCUGGUCUCAGAUCCCACCCCUCUGCCCUCCAACCCUCCUGCCUCGAAAGCUGGCUUUACGGACUCACAUCCUCUGUGCUGAUGACCCUUAAAUAUCUCUUACCGUAACUUCUCUCUCACAGAACACCUGACAUGACUGUAGGAGUUAAAAACAAAAGCAAUGUUAAGGACUGAACGAGACGUUUGUGUUGGCCACACACUGUUUUAACGUAGUGAAGAAACCUGCACCCCUCAAAGGGCUUAAGGAACUUUUAAAACUAGUCUUUGGUGAAACCACAUGUGUAUAUUUAUUCUAAAUCAACCUGAACUUCUGAAACGUGCAAUUGUUGAGAUUUUGCAAAAUCAAUAAAAGAAAAUAGGUAUAGAAAAAGUUAUGCUACGCCCUCUAAUCAAAUAAGGUAACAAAAUAAUCCUUAAUUCCUCAUUAGGAAACCAAUCAAUAAUUGACUUGAGUGAUCCGUAGUUUAUUUUUAACAGAUGGCAUAUUUUGUUGGAAAAUAUAUGUAUAACUUAAGCAAUAUCUGAAUUUAGCUCCUCCUGGUGUUUUGACUUGGUUCCAAAUACAAUAAUGUUUAUACUUUCUAUUAGUUUGUAAAUAUGGACUCUGGUGCAUUUGUGUUUUCAUUCCAUGGGAUAGGCCCCUCCUCUGCCCCCACCCCUCUCUAUUUUUUUCCUUUCUUUUUGCAAAGGUGACUUUCCGGCAAUGUCUUUGUCUCUGUUUGGUGGUGGGCUGCUCAGGCUCCUGGACCUGGACUUGCCCCAGAUUUUGUGUGUGCA
This is a messenger RNA of Mesoplodon densirostris (Blainville's beaked whale), 2088 nucleotides long. RefSeq names its product paired box 9 (gene PAX9). The transcript has 4 exons. Gene Ontology annotation, biological process: regulation of transcription by RNA polymerase II; anatomical structure development. The record is from RefSeq and is a predicted model, not a curated record. NCBI's taxonomy places the organism in Eukaryota, Metazoa, Chordata, Mammalia, Artiodactyla, Ziphiidae. The coding region runs from base 213 to 1241 and encodes 342 amino acids. Gene Ontology annotation, molecular function: RNA polymerase II cis-regulatory region sequence-specific DNA binding; DNA-binding transcription factor activity, RNA polymerase II-specific.